This is a messenger RNA of Sapajus apella (tufted capuchin), 1333 nucleotides long. RefSeq names its product growth factor, augmenter of liver regeneration (gene GFER). Gene Ontology annotation, molecular function: flavin-dependent sulfhydryl oxidase activity; flavin adenine dinucleotide binding. NCBI's taxonomy places the organism in Eukaryota, Metazoa, Chordata, Mammalia, Primates, Cebidae. Gene Ontology annotation, cellular component: mitochondrion. The coding region runs from base 111 to 716 and encodes 201 amino acids. The record is from RefSeq and is a predicted model, not a curated record. The transcript is spliced from 3 exons. Gene Ontology annotation, biological process: liver development.
CGGCGAGCACGGCGCGCGCCUCCGGCUCGUAUUUUCGCGCGCUGGCCUGGAGGCCGACCUGGAGGUUCAUCUGGAGGCCGAGCUAGCCCGGCAGACCUUGCGCGGGCAACAUGGCGGCGCCCGGCGAGCGGGGCCGCUUCUAUAGCGGGCAUUUCUUCUUGCCCGGUGGCGCGCGCUCCGAAGUGAUGGACGACCUGGCGACCGACGCACGGGGCCGGGGAGCGGGGCGGAGAGACGCGGCUGAGAGGUCAGCCCAGGCGCCAACCUCCGAUUCUCAGGUCGCCGAGGACGUCUCCCGGAGGCGGCCGUGCCGGGCCUGCGUGGACUUCAAGACGUGGAUGCGGACGCAGCAGAAGCGGGACAGCAAAUUUAGGGAGGACUGCCCGCCGGAUCGCGAGGAACUGGGCCGCCACAGCUGGGCUGUCCUCCACACCCUGGCCGCCUACUACCCGGACCUGCCCACCCCAGAACAGCAGCAAGACAUGGCCCAGUUCAUACAUUUAUUUUCCAAGUUUUAUCCCUGUGAGGAGUGUGCUGAAGACCUAAGGAAAAGGCUGUGCAGGAACCAGCCAGACACCCGCACCCGGGCAUGCUUCACGCAGUGGCUGUGCCACCUGCACAAUGAGGUGAACCGCAAGCUGGGCAAGCCUGACUUUGACUGCUCAAAAGUGGAUGAGCGCUGGCGUGACGGCUGGAAGGAUGGCUCCUGUGACUAGAGGCUGGUCAGCCAGAGCCCAUGGGACAGCCAGCCAGGGCCCUUGCAGUAGCCUGGUUGGAUAGGGGCAGGGCACUCGUUAAAGUGCAUCAGGUCCAGAGCCUGUUGUGUCUCUGUUGAGUGGUCCCAGGGCCUAGGGGCCCUGCCCCUCUCAGGUUUGGAACAGAGAGGCACCCACAGCAGGCACCUGCUGGCCUCCUCCUCAGUGGAGCCCCCAAGGAGCAGCAGCUGAACUGCAGGUGAGGGAGGCCGGAGGAGCCUGGGCUGCCCCUUGCCAUUCAGGACAUGGCUUCCUGCUCACCCCAUGCCCUGGUGCCUCGCUCCUCAGGAAGACUGGGCCUGGCUGAGCGACCCUGUGCCUGUCCCUGGAGCCUGGGCCAUUGCCUUCCCACUGUGCAGCCAGGGAUGCCUGCAGGGCCCCUGCCCCCCAUGGCUCUGAGCUGCUCACUUCAUGGGCUGAACUCUCCACUCUGCUCAGUCCCUACAGGAAAGCUCAGGUGGGGUUUGUCUGAGGGUCCACCAUCCUGCCCACUCAUUGUGCCAUGCCUGUCCACAGGGGAUUUGUGCUGCCCACUUCUUCAGAGUUUGAGGUCCAAAUAAAACAUUGAAGUGACUGAG